Messenger RNA from Morus notabilis, 318 nucleotides. RefSeq names its product putative boron transporter 5. Lineage: Eukaryota; Viridiplantae; Streptophyta; Magnoliopsida; Rosales; Moraceae. Gene Ontology annotation, molecular function: solute:inorganic anion antiporter activity. Gene Ontology annotation, biological process: transmembrane transport; monoatomic anion transport; monoatomic ion homeostasis. The transcript is spliced from 4 exons. The coding region runs from base 73 to 318 and encodes 81 amino acids. Gene Ontology annotation, cellular component: plasma membrane. The record is from RefSeq and is a predicted model, not a curated record.
UUUUACUGCGGAAGUAGUAAAACAUACACUUAAUCACUUCCGCAUAUUGUUUUCAUACGUUCAAUCUUUAUAAUGGAAAAUCUCAAAGCCCCUUUCCGGGGUAUUGCCAACGAUGUCCGGGGAAGAUCUUCAUGUUAUAAGCAAGAUUGGAUUGUUGGUCUUCGUUCAGGAAUUGGGAUUUUGGCUCCAACCACGUACAUCUUCCUUGCUUCUGCCCUUCCUGUUAUUGCAUUCGGUGAACAACUCAGCAGAGACACAGAUGGAAGUUUGAGCACGGUGGAAACUUUGGUUUCUACUACAACACUGGACCGUGAUUAA